Chrysoperla carnea is the source of this 1527-nucleotide messenger RNA. RefSeq lists its product as uncharacterized. NCBI's taxonomy places the organism in Eukaryota, Metazoa, Arthropoda, Insecta, Neuroptera, Chrysopidae. The record is from RefSeq and is a predicted model, not a curated record. The transcript is spliced from 11 exons. Bases 1 to 1527 code for a protein of 508 amino acids.
AUGAACAACCCAGUAUUUGACAAAACUGGAGACUUUCAGCAAUACUUAAAAAUUAAUAUUACAGUGAUGAACAGGGAUAAUCGAGAUUUUAGAUCUAAAAAUUUUACAAAACGAAUACCAAAUAAUAAUUUAUUAGUAGAAAUAUCAGACAAUUCCGAUUGCAAUCGUAGUGAAGCUUCCGAUAAGUUAAUAGAAACUCCUAGAACGCUACCCACAUACAAAUAUAGAUCUCCCCAGAUAAUGGGAUCUAAUAGACAUAGGCCACCAGCGGCCGAUCCACGAUUUCGGAAAGUGCAUAAAUCAAAUCCACUUAGUACACAAUCAGAAAUAAGACUUGACAAUUUUAUAAAACCACCCGAAGCAACAAAUAUUUUGAAUUCGUCACUUCAAUUAAUAAAAGAAAUACCAAUUACACCAAAAACACCAAUUACACCAGAAUGUUUUAUACCAUCAACAAUUUCUACACUUCCACCCAAUCAAGCUGGACAACCAUUACCUUAUGAUGGUCAACCACAAACUCAUCCUGAUCAAUUAACCACUCAUCCUGCUCAAUCAUCUACACACCCUGUCCAAAUACCCACACAUUCUGGACAACCACCUACUCAUUCUGGGCAAACACACACUCAUUCUGCACAACCACCCACAUAUUCUAGACAAUCACCCAUUUAUCAUGGACAACCAUUCAUUUAUCCUGAACUACCACCCACUCAUCCUGGACAGUUCCCCAAUCAUUUGAGACAAGAACCCAUUCACCCUGGACAAAACAUGAAUUCUAGGAUGUUAAAUGAAAAUGAAAGAUCACAUAAUUCAUCUCAAACUGAGUCCUCCAGUUUUACAGUUUCGCAUAGCAAUUGUCAAACGGAUCCCAUGCCAUUUUUAGAGCCUGCCGUACAUUCCCAUUCCGAAACGAUUCAUGACUUUCCAGAAGGCAAAAAGAACGAGUAUUUGUUGGAAACAAAAACUGAAAAAUCUUUAAACGUGGAAAUACCCGUUUUUAAUGACUGGCUUAUAGAAGAAACACGAAAAUUAGAAACUAUAUUGGAACCAAAAAGUAAAAAAACAAGUGAAAAAAGUACCCAUUCAUCGAGUCCAAGUUUUUACAGUACAAAAUCAGAAUUGAAAUAUGGCCGAAUUAAAAAAAAAGAAAAAAUUUCUCAAGAUUUACAUUAUAAAUCGUUAAAUAGCCCUGUACAGACAGCAGCAGCAGGAGACACUGAAAAUUUUCAAGCAAAAGAAAUAUUCAAUCCAAGCUUUUGGCUCAUAAAUGGCGAAAUUCAAAAUCAAGCCGACGUGUUUUCGUUACUGAAUAUUGUACUUCUAAUAAUUGCUGUAUUAUUUGCAUCUUUAGUAUUAUUGGCCUUCUUUUACUUGCUACAGCCAGUGGUAUAUAGUAUGGUUGAUAUCAUUUAUACAUUAUUAUUCGGGGAACAGGAAAUCGAAGAGGAGGGCGGUGUACUACAUCAUAAUUUAUUUUUUCAGAGAAAGUGUUCAGUAUCAAUAUUUUCAGAAUCAGGUUGUGCACCAUAA